Linum trigynum is the source of this 1727-nucleotide messenger RNA. Lineage: Eukaryota; Viridiplantae; Streptophyta; Magnoliopsida; Malpighiales; Linaceae. The record is from the annotation of a GenBank genome assembly.
CCGCAUUGGUGUUGCUAAUCCGGCUUAUUUGGGCUUGAAACGCAAACAAAAAUUCAAUCGCACAUAUAAAAAGCCUUAUGGGCUCUCGUAUGCGAAGGCCCAUAACCGUUCUUCGUCUUCUACUCUUCUUCUGUCUCGAUAUUUCUCUGCAAACUCGGUCGGAAAAUUUUCAUCCAGGAGAAGUCGUAAAUCCGCCAUCGCCGAUUCGUUCCUUCGCUACCACGAUAACAAAUUCCGUCGUUUUCCAGGUUCCGAUUUCUCCCCUCAAUCUCGCCUGAUUCGAGUUUCUACUUCCCAAUAUGCACUCCAAAUCGCGCCAGAUUCUGCUCAGAACCCCAAAUUCCCGCCGCCUCCAAACCCUAACCUUCGAACCAUCUCAACCCCUAUCCCUCCGCGACCUGAAGCUUUCCCUGAUCCCCGAUCAUGGAAAUCCAGAUGCUUUCUACUUCACCGCCAACGGGAAGCUCCUCGCCGAUGAUUCCACCGCGGUCGGGAGCCCCCAGGUUCCGGCUUUAUCCACUCUCACCCUGCGCCACCGCCUCCGCGGAGGCGGUGGCGACGGAGGCGCGACGGGGGCCGAAUCCCGCGACUGCUACUUAAAAAUGUACGCGGAGAAGAAGCCGGACAAAAUCGACCCCAACGAGCAGCGGCUUUCCAAGUGGGUGAACUGCGCGCUGUCCUACGAGACUCUCCGGCAGCCCUGCGUGAUGGACAGACUGGGAAAUGUGUUCAACAAGGAAGCUCUGGUCGAGGCUCUGAUAGGUAAGAAGCUCCCCAAAGCUUUUUAUCACAUCAGAGGUUUGAAAGACAUGAUAGAUGUUAAGCUAGAGCCGAUCCCCGGUGGGGAAUCGAACAAUGCGUGGUUUCAGUGCCCGAUCACGGGGCUGGAGUUCAACGGGACGUACAAGUUCUUCGCUUUGAGGAAAUGUGGGCAUGUGCUGAGUGCCAAGGCUUUGAAGGAGGUGAAGUCGAAGGCUUGUCUGGUGUGUUACAAGGAGUUCGAGGAGUGCGAUAAGGUUGUGAUCAAUGGGAGUGAGGAGGAGGUGGAUGCUUUGAGGGAGAGGAUGGAGGAAGAUAGGGCUAAAGUUGUGAAGGAUAAGAAGCAGAGGAAGGAGAGGAGUGGAGAUGUUGUUGUUGCGGCUAAAGGCGUCGCUGAUGGUGGUGAAGUGGAGGAGUCUGAGAAGAGGUUGAGUGGGAAGAAGCAUGGGAUUGUUGAUGGUAAGGAUGUGGAGAAGGUUGCUGCGAAAACGGAGAAGUUGAAUGGGAAGAUUGAGAGUGUUGGCAGUACUAACAACAAGAGGUUCAAGGCUGCUGCUGUUGCACCGGCUAACGCGACCAAGGAGGUUUAUGCAUCGAUCUUCACCUCGUCGAAGAAGAAGUCGGAUUUCAGGGAGACUUACUCUUGUCGAUCCCUACCUCUCGGUAGGAACUGAUUUAGAGGUGGAAUCGAAGCUAUGUAAUGGUGAAGCUUUUCUCGAAUCUGAUUGAUUGUAUGAAUUUAGAUACUGUUACAAUGUGAAGAACUGUUACAAUGUGAAGAACUCUGGCCGAUAUCAUUACGAAUUAUAUCAUUGUCAUGUUCAGGAGCUGGUACGUGAUGCUACCAUUUCAUGUUCAGAUGCUACCAUUUCAUGUUCAGGAGCUUACCCUGAAGUUGUUAAUCAUUCCUGGCAAUUAAAAAAUUGGGGCAAUGAAACAAUACGACGCAAUGAAGCGAAACAAGCUUA